AUGCGGGUGCGAUGCGGUGUGUAUGGCGAAGGGAGCGUGUUCUCCGUCGAGAUUGAGGGCACUGCGGAGGUCGAAGCGCUGCAGGAGGCUAUAUUCGACAAGCAACGGUACCACGAGCGCUUCUCGUUUCCGGCGAGCGCAUUGACGCUGUACUUGGCGAAGAAGGACGGCGCGUGGUUGAAGAGCGACGCCACACUCAAGCUUUUUCUGAAACAAGGACGACAAGAAGACAGUGAAUAUAUUUCACCAAUUGCUGAUGCAGAUAUCACUCUUCCAUGCUUUGAAGAACCCAUGAAGCGACGCAAGCUGGUGAAGAUGUUGCCGACAAUCAGCGAAGGGGGGGACAGCAGCGGCAUACGUGCCGCCAUCGAACGAUACUAUGAUAUCGCAAGCGUGCUGGGUCCUGACAUUGACAUGGCGCGUGCUGCGGCUAACCAAAUUGCUCGAACUAUUCCCGUGUUCAGUUAUUACACCUGA
Messenger RNA from Plasmopara halstedii, 477 nucleotides. RefSeq names its product CRN-like protein. The coding region runs from base 1 to 477 and encodes 158 amino acids. NCBI's taxonomy places the organism in Eukaryota, Oomycota, Peronosporomycetes, Peronosporales, Peronosporaceae. The transcript has 2 exons. The record is from RefSeq and is a predicted model, not a curated record.